This is a messenger RNA of Puccinia graminis f. sp. tritici CRL 75-36-700-3, 691 nucleotides long. RefSeq lists its product as uncharacterized. The transcript is spliced from 2 exons. The record is from RefSeq and is a predicted model, not a curated record. NCBI's taxonomy places the organism in Eukaryota, Fungi, Basidiomycota, Pucciniomycetes, Pucciniales, Pucciniaceae. Bases 44 to 691 code for a protein of 215 amino acids.
GUUCUGCUCAGUGGACUCUCCUGAUGGUCAUCAGAGCACUAUCAUGUUCAGUCGACAUGCCAAGAAACAUCGACACUCAGCCAGCCUCAACAACAACAACAACAACAACAGCAGCAGCAGCAGUCGACCCAACUCACCCAGCCCACUACUACAAACUGCAAACAACCUCGAAGGCACCCCAACCAAGGCAGCUGCAGUCUCAUCAUCAUCAUCCUAUAUCACUCAGGAGGAACUGAUCUACCACCAGAGGAAGAACAAGAGCUCAAGAUCGACCAGCAUCACCAGCUCAACCGACUCCCACCACCAACACCCACCAUCCUCCUCAUCAAACAGAAACUCGGUCAACAGCCGAUCGAGCAAACGGCACAACUCCAUCAACAGCCUCACUGGCGGACCAUCCAUCGCCAUCAGCUCCGAGCCCCACUCACGCCCAUCAUCCUAUGACCUCAUGCCACCACCGCCGAUCCCCCCCGCCAGCAGUAGCACCACCACCACCACCAACACCAACACCCGCUCAACCUCACUCAGAAGGGCACCCUACCAGCAUCUCUGGCCGAGGGCUGACCCCAACCAGGAGAAAUUCGAACUACUCAGGCCGAGGGAUGAAUGGGCCGAACAGAUCGUCAAUGAGAUGUUUGAUGAUAUGAUGAACAGGAGAGAACUGGCAUGUAAACUAAAACUGAAUCACUAA